CCUGGCAUCACCCUUUUUCCUAUAUAUGCACUCAACCAUUUUAUCCCUGAGCCCCCGCCUUCUCCACCUGUCUGUAUCACCCUCCUCUGUUGCUCUAUAUAAGCACACACAUAUCUCAUCACUUGCUCAUACUUUUCGCAAACACAAAGAAUAUCUAGACUGAUCAUACUAGCACAGACACCAGCAGCCGUGAUCAUAUUAAAAUUCCACAGACUGCAUUAACCGGUAACAUACAAAGCCUCUCUGGAUCAAUAUUAUAGCAUGAGGGAGAGCGGGAGGAAACAGGGCGUGGCAUCGCCCUGCGCCGCGUGUAAGCUUCUUCGGAGAAGGUGUGCUCAGGAUUGUGUGUUUGCUCCCUAUUUUCCUGCUGAUGAGCCACACAAAUUUGCCAGUGUUCACAAGGUGUUUGGUGCUAGCAAUGUCAACAAGAUGUUACAGGAUUUGCCAGAACACCAGCGGGGAGAUGCAGUGAGCUCGAUGGUUUAUGAAGCGAAUGCUCGUGUGAGGGAUCCAGUUUACGGAUGUGUGGGUGCGAUAUCUUCACUACAACAACAGAUUGAUUCUCUACAAGCUCAGUUAGCCCAGGCACAGGCUGAGGUAGUGCACAUGCAAAUGCGACAGUACUCAUCAUCCGUCGCCAAUCCUAACAACGACAACUCACCUGAAAAUGUGUCGCCCACGUCGAAACACAUGAUGAUGCAGUCGUCUCAGACAUCCACCAGGUCACUUUUUUCAAUGGACAUGGUGGUUGAUCAUACUAAUAUGGGGGAGUCCUUGUGGUCUUGCUAGCCUAUACCUAAAUUAUUAAUCGGUUACCACCACCACGCGCGAUUUUAUACUUUUAUUGCUUUCGUAUGAUCAUGGUGUCGUUUGUUUACUGUCGUUUCAUGUCGUCCUCCUUUUCUCUUUUGUUCCUUUCUUGUGAACUUUAUUUGAUUGGCUUAAGUAGAUACUAUAUCUAUUUAUAUUAAUAGCACAUCUCUCUGCCUCAGGGAUGAUGGUGAUAAUCAUUAACAGAUUGUAUACGCCUAAUUAAACAUAUAGUAAUAUAUUUUAUGAGUUAAUCCGUAUUAUGAGCGGUUGACUAAACUUGUAA
Molecule: messenger RNA, 1096 nt
Organism: Daucus carota subsp. sativus
Lineage: Eukaryota; Viridiplantae; Streptophyta; Magnoliopsida; Apiales; Apiaceae
Product: LOB domain-containing protein 4
Exons: 2
Coding region: 262-789 (175 amino acids)
Source: RefSeq, a predicted model, not a curated record